AUGUUCAAAGGAAUCUACAAUGGGAAGCAGUGCCACGUCUCGGAUAUAGCUACGGUUUUGAGCAGGGCUUGGACUGCCGGCGUCGACCGCAUCAUCGUCACUGGUGGAUCACUUGAGGAAUCAAAGGAAGCUCUAACAAUUGCAGAAACCGAUGCAAGGCUUUUUUGUACAGUUGGUGUGCACCCAACUAGAUGCAAGGAAUUCGAAGAGAGUGGGGAUCCAGAUAAGCAUUUUCAGGCGCUUUUGUCAUUGGCCAAAGAGGGAAUAGAGAAAGGAAAGGUGGUUGCAAUUGGUGAAUGUGGAUUGGACUAUGAUAGGCUUCAGUUUUGCCCAGCAGAGAUUCAAAAGAAGUAUUUUGAGAAGCAGUUUGAAUUAGCACAUGCCACUAAGCUGCCCAUGUUUCUGCAUAUGCGUGCAGCUGCUCCAGAUUUUUGUGAAAUUGUGGAGAGAAAUAGGAGCAGAUUCAGUGCAGGGGUGGCCCAUUCAUUUACUGGUAGUGCAGAAGAUCGUGAUAAACUUCUUUCCAUCAGCAACAUGUAUAUAGGUGUAAAUGGUUGCUCUGUGAAGACAACUGAGAAUCUCGAUGUUGUGAGGAGCAUUCCUAUUGAGAGGAUGAUGAUUGAGACAGAUUCUCCAUAUUGUGGAAUCAAGAACACAAGUGCCGGGAUUAAAUUUGUAAAGUCCACUUGGCCUUCUAAGAAGAAAGAGAAGUACGAUCAAGAGUGCAUUGUUAAAGACCGCAAUGAACCGUGUUUGGUUCGUCAAGUUCUAGAGGUGGUAGCUGGUUGCAAAGGAAUAAGUGAAAUAGGUCAGCUGAGCAGGACACUAUACCACAACACUUGCCGGGUUUUCUUUCCUCAGGACUUGGAUUCUGCAGCAGAUUCUCUACUUGCUGGUCAUGACCCUCAGUGA
Messenger RNA from Prunus armeniaca (apricot), 912 nucleotides. The record is from the annotation of a GenBank genome assembly. Lineage: Eukaryota; Viridiplantae; Streptophyta; Magnoliopsida; Rosales; Rosaceae.